Molecule: messenger RNA, 615 nt
Organism: Aureococcus anophagefferens
Lineage: Eukaryota; Pelagophyceae; Pelagomonadales; Pelagomonadaceae
Exons: 1
Biological process (GO): dolichol-linked oligosaccharide biosynthetic process
Cellular component (GO): UDP-N-acetylglucosamine transferase complex
Source: RefSeq, a predicted model, not a curated record
GCAUGAUCGACGGCGCCGCCGCCGCCGCCGCUCUCGCGUGCUUCCUCUUGCUCACGUUCUACUUCCACGCCGCGCCGCGCGCCGCCGGCGACGGCCGCGUGCCGACGCUCGUCGUCCUCGGGAGCGGCGGCCACACGACGGAGAUGCUGCGGCUCCUCGGCGGCCUUGACGCGUCGCGCUACGGCCCCGUGACGCUCGUCGUCGCGGCGUCGGACACGACGAGCGCGGCCAAGGCCGCGGGCAUGCUGCCAUCGGACCUCGACGCGACGUGGGCCACGAUCCCGCGCGCGCGCGAGGUCGGCCAGCCCUUUGUGGCGGCCGUGCCGACGACGCUCCGCGCGCUGUGUGCCGCCGCGGCGGUCGUCCACCGCGCGCGGCCGCGGCUCGUGCUCUGCAACGGUCCGGGGACGUGCGUGCCCGUCGCGGCGCUCGGCGUCGCCGCGGGCGCGCGGCUCAUCUUCGUCGAGAGCUGGUGCCGCGUCGAGAGCCUGUCGCUCUCCGGCCGGCUCCUCUACCCCGUCGCCCACCGCUUCGUCGUCCACUGGCCCCGGCUGCGCGACCGGUACCCGCGCGCGGAGUACCUCGGCCGCAUCUGCUAACACCGUUUAGAAGUUC